UCCCCGUCUGUGUCGCUCGCUCUGCAGCCUCUCUCUCUCUCACACACACACUCUCUCACUCUCAUACACCGUCACCCUCCUUCACAGUCUCAUUCCUCCACACCGCUGCAGACAUGGCUGAAGCUUUCGUUGGCACAUGGAACCUCAAGACGAGCGAGAAAUUUGAUGAUUACAUGAAGGAGCUGGGCGUGAGCUAUCCCGUCCGUAAGUUGGGCGGCAUAACCAAACCCACCACUAUCAUCUCAGUGGAGGGCGACACGGUGACAGUGAAGACCCAGAGCACCGUCAAGAACACAGAGCUCUCCUUCAAGCUGGGAGAGGAAUUUGACGAGACCACCGCCGAUGACAGGAAGGUCAAGUCCAUUGUAACAAUAGAGGAGGGAAAGAUGGUGCACAUACAGAAGUGGGACGGCAAAGAGACCAGCCUGGUCAGGGAAGUCGAUGGCAACGCCCUCACACUGACACUCACACUCGGAGAAGUCGUCUGCAAACGUCACUAUGAGAAGGCAUAGUAAGCUCCAACACUGAAACCUCCCUCCGGCAUCAACGUGCAUCAGCUAAAUCCAAGCAACCCACCUCAACUCAGGCCAUGCAAACCCUGCAUAUGGCUGCUGCCCCUCGAUCCCCAUUAUCGUCCCUUUAUACUGUACACACAGUGUUAACAUUACUGAUGACUGUGACCUCCCUUUUCUCCCCGUCCUUCUCUUUAUACUGUUCCCUCUAUUGUUUGAAACACUGAAUAAAUUCCAAUGAUUUGUUCUUGUAUUUUUUUCUCAAAAUUGCAGUUCUGCAUAUGUUUUUUUUUUUUGUUUUGUUUGUUUUUUUAGAAAACGUGUUAUGCAUGGUGCCUAGGACAAACCUGGAAAAGUGUUUGAAUUUAAAAGUUUGCCUAUUGAAACCUGGAAAAAUGAAAAUAAAAGUGUCUACACUGUUAGACAAAGUGGUGAAACAGUGGAA
Messenger RNA from Larimichthys crocea (large yellow croaker), 957 nucleotides. RefSeq names its product fatty acid binding protein 3, muscle and heart (gene fabp3). The transcript has 4 exons. Lineage: Eukaryota; Metazoa; Chordata; Actinopteri; Sciaenidae. The coding region runs from base 114 to 512 and encodes 132 amino acids. The record is from RefSeq and is a predicted model, not a curated record. Gene Ontology annotation, molecular function: lipid binding.